Populus nigra (black poplar) is the source of this 1083-nucleotide messenger RNA. RefSeq names its product glycine-rich cell wall structural protein 1.0-like. The transcript is spliced from 2 exons. Bases 1 to 1083 code for a protein of 360 amino acids. NCBI's taxonomy places the organism in Eukaryota, Viridiplantae, Streptophyta, Magnoliopsida, Malpighiales, Salicaceae. The record is from RefSeq and is a predicted model, not a curated record.
AUGGGAAUCUCUAGUAAAUUCUUGUACCUGGCUCUUUUUGUCUUGAGCAUUGCUAGUGCUUUGAAUGGCAUUGAUUAUGGAGGUGAUAUGGGUGAUGAAAGCAACUAUGGUGGCCGAAGUGGAUGGAAGUCUGACGACGAUGAUAACAGUGAUAAUUGCUAUAAAAAUUGGCGAAGUUGUGGAAGCUUUUUCGGGAAUGGUAGAGAUUUUAGCACCCAAGGUAAAGGGGGUAGUCAUGGUAGUGGUGGUGGAGGAGGAGGAGGAGGAGGUGGAGGUGGUGGAAGUCAUGGAGAUGAAGGAGGUGGACAUGGAGAAGGGUAUGGGGCUGGAGCAGGUGGUGGUGAUGCUAGUGUAGGAGGAGGAGGUGGUGGCGGAGAUGGUGGAGGUGGUGGAGAUGCAAGUGGUGGGUUUGGUCAUGGUAAAGGUUAUGGAUUUGGGGCUGGUGUUGGUGAAAAUGGUGAUGCCGGUGGAGGAGGAGGAGGAGGAGGAGAGGGUGGCGGUGGAGGAAAAGGGGCCAGUGGAGGAUUUGGUCAUGGAAGUGGAUAUGGUGCUGGAGAGGGUAUUGGAGGUGGAGGUAAUGCAAGUGGUGAUGUUGGUGGUGGUGGUGGAGGGGGAGGAGGUGGUGGUGGGGGAGGAGAGGCAAGAGGUUCAAGCCAAGGGUAUGGUCAUGGAAGUGGUUUUGGAGUAGGUGGUGGUGUAGGAGAAGGGGAAGUAGGUGGAGGUGGCGGUGGCGGUGGGGGUGGUGGUUCUAGUGGUGGGUAUGGUCAUGGUAGUGGCUUUGGAGCAGGUGGUGGUGUAAGUAGCAAUAGAGGUGGAGGUGGUGGUGGCGGUGCGGGUGGUGGUGGAGGUGGUGGGAGUGGUUCUAGUGGUGGGUAUGGUCAUGGUAGUGGCUUUGGAGCAGGUAGUGGCUUUGGAGUUGGUGGGGGCAAAGGAGAGCCUACAGGACAGGGACAAGGUGGUUACAAGGGUCAUAAUAGCAACAAUGGCGUUAGCAUGGGAUUUGGAUUUGGCAUUGGCUUUGGGUUUGGUAUAGGAAAUGUUGAAGAUAAUGAUUCAAACGAUAGUGAUAAUGGUAAUCCUUAA